Molecule: messenger RNA, 968 nt
Organism: Nymphalis io (European peacock)
Lineage: Eukaryota; Metazoa; Arthropoda; Insecta; Lepidoptera; Nymphalidae
Gene: RpS2
Product: 40S ribosomal protein S2
Exons: 3
Coding region: 146-931 (261 amino acids)
Biological process (GO): translation
Cellular component (GO): ribosome; cytosolic small ribosomal subunit
Molecular function (GO): RNA binding; structural constituent of ribosome
Source: RefSeq, a predicted model, not a curated record
UGUGUCUUGAUUUAAUAUUUUACGUACUCACUACUCAUUCAUUCAAUCUGAAUGAUAAUUUGAACAAAAAAUUUUACACUCGUUCACAAAGAAGCUUCAUCGUCCAUUUUGAAUUUGACCGUCUUAUCAAGCUCACGGUUCAACAAUGGCGGACGCAGCUCCAGCCGGUGGACGUGGCGGUUUUCGCGGUGGCUUUGGAUCUCGUGGAGGCGAUAGAGGACGUGGAGGACCUCGUGGACGUGGUCGCGGUCGCGGCCGUGGCCGUGGACGCGGGAAGGAAGACCAAAAAGAAUGGGUGCCCGUUACAAAGUUGGGUCGCCUCGUUAGAGAGGGAAAGAUUGAUAAACUGGAGAGCAUUUAUCUGUUCUCUUUGCCCAUCAAAGAAUUCGAAAUCAUUGAUUUCUUCCUUGGUGCAUCCUUGAACGAUGAAGUGCUUAAAAUCAUGCCUGUUCAGAAGCAAACUCGUGCCGGUCAACGUACACGUUUUAAGGCUUUCGUAGCGAUUGGAGACAACAAUGGACAUAUUGGCCUUGGUGUUAAGUGCAGCAAGGAAGUUGCAACUGCUAUAAGAGGAGCAAUCAUCUUGGCUAAACUUUCUGUUCUCCCAGUGCGUAGAGGAUAUUGGGGCAACAAAAUCGGCAAACCCCACACUGUACCGUGCAAGGUUACCGGCAAAUGUGGUUCAGUAACUGUGCGCCUGAUCCCAGCUCCUCGUGGUACUGGUAUUGUAUCUGCUCCAGUUCCGAAGAAACUGCUUCAGAUGGCUGGAGUACAAGAUUGCUAUACCUCGGCCCGUGGUUCUACUGGUACUCUUGGAAACUUCGCUAAGGCAACUUAUGCGGCUAUCGCCAAGACAUACGCCUACCUGACGCCAGAUUUGUGGAGGGAUAUCCCAUUGACUAAGUCACCAUACUCUGAAUUCAAAGUCUAAAUAUAAAUAAAUGGAUAAAUAUCUUUGGCUACUUAAA